CAUCGUGUCAUGUUAGAUGGCAGGAGCACAAAUGCAUAUCCUGAAAAAUAUACCCAAGAAAAGGAAUGACAAGGUUUAUGACACUGUUGCAUAAACUCCGUUGGCGAGAUAGAGUAUCAGUGUUUAUGCCUGGGAAGGUAUAUUCAUAGGUGAUAAGGUGAGAUACAUUUGACAUUGGAUUCAGGAUGGCAGUGAGUCGUAGUUUAAGAGAGGAGAACACUGGUUCUAGUGGAGUAUCCUGAUGCUGGUAAACUAGGAGCUGGUGAUGAAGAGGUCGAAAUCAUGGUGGGCAGGGAGCUGCAGGCCAGCAACACAGAGGACAACACAGACAACAGUGAGCAGGACAAGUCCUUGUCUCUGAGGUUGUCUUGGUCCCUGGCGGACACUAUGAACUACGUGGGCCAGCUGGCAGGUCAGGUGCUUGUGACCGUCAAAGAGCUGUAUAAGGGCAUUAAUCAGGCCACAUUAUCGGGCUGCAUCGAUGUUGUGGUGGUUCGCCAGAGAGAUGGCACGUACCAGUGCUCACCCUUUCAUGUGCGCUUUGGCAAGCUGGGCGUACUUCGCUCCAAAGAGAAAGUUAUUGACAUUGAGGUGAAUGGAGAGCCCGUAGACCUGCACAUGAAGCUGGGAGACAAUGGAGAGGCUUUUUUCGUCCAGGAAACAGAGCUGCUGAAUAUUGUUCCUGCCCACCUGGCCACCUCCCCAAUCCCCACUGAGAGUCACCUGUUCUGGAUGUCGGAGGUGGAGCACAGGGCGCCGAAAGAUCUAGAGGAUGACCCGGCUGACCCCGAGUACCCUUCCGAGCCUCCGGCUCCCAGCACCGUGGGCACUAAAAAGAAGAAGAGGCGGAGGAAGAAGCAUAAGGGAGACCCUCGGCGAGAGGAGCUGACCCCACCCAUGUCAGUCACUACUGGAAACACCAUUGCUGUAAACGCACCUGCUGCUACAACUGCUGCUAUGUCUAGCUCUGUGCAAAAUGAAGAGAUCUUUGAGAUGGAACUGAGCUCUGACGAAGAGGCUGCAACACAUGUUUCUAGGUCCUCUUCAGUAAGCACAAUGCGGGACAUUGACCCAAAACUACCUGGAGCUAGACACAGCCUUAAUGGCUAUUCAAUGUCUGAUGGGGACUGGCGGUCAGAUGACAGAGACGCUUUGUCACAGGCCUUUUCCCCAAAGAGCGACUCUGAACUGGUGGUCAGGCCUUCAGACAGUUUGCUCAGAGCCGAGUCUCACAUGCAGUGGACCUGGGGAGAGUUUCCAGAAACAACCAGGGUCCCCAAGAAAGAGAGACAAGAACCGCUGAAAAGAGUGACCAUCACCCCGUCGGAGAGUACCCACUUCCGAGUCAUCCUCAGCUCCGAGGCUAUGGAGGAUGACACAGAGUUCGAAAAGGAAGAUGCUGCCUCCUCAGCGUGUACAAUUGUCAAACCACAGCCACGCACCCCUCUCACCCCUCUCACCCCAGUAACGGAAGUUAAUACUUUUGAAUCCGUCAGCACCGUAACCUCUCUGAGUCCUGAAACCCCCACUGAGCCCCUGGACGUUCUGACAACGUCCACGCCAUCCAACAGCCAAGCGAGUGAUUCACCCUCGAAGAAGAAAGGUGUCCCAAAGAGGAGCCAGCAUCAGGGUCCUGAGGAUAUCUACCUGGAUGACCUGAAUGUACUUGAGCCUGAUGUGGCUGCAAGAUAUUUUCCUAAGAGUGAGGCUGAGGCAGCCACUAAGCACUGGAUGGACUCGGAGAUGCUCUCUGGUUCUCAGUCUCCUCAGUCGGUGGGUAGUGCUGCAGCUGACAGUGGGACAGAGUGUCUGUCUGACUCAGCAAGUGACCUCCCAGACGUCACCCUUUCUCUGUGUGGAGGCCUCACAGAAAAUGCUGAAAUAUCCAAAGAAAGGUUCACGGAGCAUAUCAUCACCUAUAAUGAAUUUGCAGAACAUCCAGCAAUUAUAGAUAACCCCAACUUGGUAGUAAAGAUAGGAAAUAGAUAUUAUAACUGGACGCUUGCUGCCCCUUUGAUUCUAAGUCUACAAGCAUUUCAGAAGAAUUUACCAAAGGCUACAGAGGAGGCUUGGGUGAAGGAGAAAAUGCCAAAGAAGUCAGGCCGCUGGUGGUUCUGGCGAAAGAGGGCGGACAGUGCAAUCAAGCAGUCAGAAACCAAGAGUGAAACCAAAGAGGAGUCACUUUCGGGGGAGGAAGGCCCCUCUGUAUCGCAGGAGAAGCUGGCCUCACCACCUAAAGCAGGAGACUCAUCCAGCGACGAAGAGUCCAAGGAGGUGAGUGCUGCAUCCUGUCAAGAACGACUGCAGCCGGUAGAUGUUCCGCACCACGCCACCCCCCACACAUACAGGAAGUCACUACGCCUCUCUUCUGAUCAGAUUGCCAGUCUGAAACUGAAGGAGGGACCCAAUGAUGUUACUUUUAGCAUCACCACUCAGUACCAGGGUACGUGCCGCUGCGAGGGGACCAUCUACAUGUGGAACUGGGACGACAGAGUCAUUAUCUCUGACAUAGAUGGCACCAUCACCAAGUCAGAUGUGUUUGGACAGAUCCUGCCACAGCUGGGGAAGGACUGGACUCACCAAGGCAUCGCCAAGCUCUACCACUCAGUGGCUGAGAACGGCUACAAGUUCUUGUACUGCUCAGCUCGGGCUAUUGGCAUGGCGGACAUGACGAGAGGCUACCUGCAGUGGGUCAAUGAUGGAGGCACCAUCCUGCCCAGAGGACCUCUGAUGCUGUCUCCCAGCAGCCUCUUCUCUGCCUUCCACAGGGAGGUUAUCGAGAAGAAGCCGGAGAUCUUCAAGAUUGAAUGCCUUACAGACAUCAAGAACCUGUUCCAGCAUAACAAGCAGCCAUUCUACGCUGCCUUUGGGAAUAGAACUAAUGAUGUGUUUGCCUAUAAGGAGGUGGGAGUUCCUGUGUGUCGGAUCUUCACAGUUAACCCGAAGGGAGAGCUGAUCCAGGAGCAGACCAAGGGCAACAAGUCUUCCUACGGCCGGCUGAGUGAGCUGGUGGAGCACGUGUUCCCUCUGUUGAGCAAAGAGCAGAACGAGGCCUUCCUCAUGCCAGAGUUCAGCUCGUUCUGUUACUGGAGACAGCCCAUACCAGACAUCGACCCGGAGGAACUGCUCUGAUCCAGCACAUGUGGAUACCAAGAUAUACAUAAACAUGACCUUGCACUUAGACGCAUCUCCAGGAAAACACAUGGACUGGAACCUCGACUUCUCUCCAUGGUUCUCAAACACACACACACAACUGUACAGUGAGUGUGACACAGGAGCAGAGCUGUGGACACACACUCAGACAAACUGGUGAACUUUAAUUAACGCAUCAGAGAUAAGUGGAAGUUAUAUUCUGUUUAAUAGUCACUGAAAAUAUCUCAUCCCUGGGAGACAAGAGUCUAAUUGCGAACUAAAUUAUUGUUAUUAUUAUUUCCUCAUGCCUCUGAAGGCAGCCUAACUCGGCAAGCACUCUUUAGUCGUCAUCGCUGUACAGGGACACUGAUCUGAGAUAAAUCUCUUCUUUCUAACUUCUAGCAGAGGAUGAUCUGCUUCUCUGGGAAGCAGCAGGAGCCCCACACGAGGCAUUAGCCUCAAGCACUCGAGUCUGAGCUGCACGGAAGGAAAACGUUUUCUCAUGUUUCCCAUUUUCUGAACUCCCCGAGGGAUUGAAGUGAAUCAUUCAAAGCAGAAAAAUACGUAUUGUUAAUUAAAACAGGAAAGAAAAUUAUCAUAGGACAUGUGCUGGUGAUAUUUUUGCCCUGGGUGCUAAGUAUGUUUCGACGCAAGGUUCCGCCUUUGUUUGGAGGAUUUAAUUUCAGUUUUCUAAAAGAAAUUGAGGUGAAAUGCGAUACUGGCCGGAAAAUAACUCUGAACCAUUUAAACUCUGUAGAAACAGCAGGCGAGCUACCACAGGUGCUCAGUUUAGUUCAAACUGGAGUUAUCAGCCCACUGCUGGUUUCAGAAAACCACUUUCCCCUGGAGAGGAUUCAACCUUCAACCUACAACAUGUUGAUAUUCCAGGUCGUGACUGGGAUUUACAUUCGCCAACAAGUAUGUGAAGAAGUGCUGUUAAAGAAAAGAAAAAAUGACGCAGCUUCAUGAUUUAUUGUCUUGCUGUUAUUUUAAUGUUCUGUUUAAUUCAAGCUCUGGCAAAUCAGUAUGUUUUCUUAACAAUGCAGUCAUUAUUUAUGAUAAUUGAUAUAUUUAAGUUAUUGAUUUCUAACGUGAUGCCUUUUUGUUUGUCUGAAGAAGGCUUCUCAAAUGCAAUGUGGAAAUAUUUCAAAUUGUAUUUUGUACGUUUGGUCACAUGCACUUAACAGUAUCUGCUACGCCUUGCAUGAUCUUGUAUUAUUUUGUGUCUCGUAUCCCGUUUCCUCAACGAUUGCUUGAUUUACAGUGAAACUUUCAACAUUUAAUUCACACACACGUUCCUCAGCAAACCUUCAGAAUCCGCAGCUUUAGUUAUGAGAAUAUGUGAGUGUGUGUAAAACAUGUGGAGAUGUAAGAGGAGCUUCAAAUGAAGGGUGUCCAUUUGUGAUGUUGCCUGAAGGAUGACGUGUCGGUGCAAGCUUUUGUUUGAGUGUGUGUGUGUGUGUGCGUGUUUGUGUUUGUGUUUGUGUGUGUUUCUUUGUGUGUGCGUGUGUGUGCACCUAAGUCACUGAGUGCUGCUGCUGCUGGUUGACGGUGUCACUCGCCCUCUUGGUCCCUCAGUGGCUUUACCGAGACGUAUCCAACGCACUUUGUCUGAGCUUCAGCCAGAGACACAGAUACACAACUCAGCACACGUCUCCCCCACAUCCGCUCCUCGUCUUCACAGACCACAGUCGGACAUGAAUGCAGGAUGAGGAGUUGGAGUUUUACCUCUUUGUUGUGCGAGUCUCAGUCGAACACCACAGACAAAUCAGCUGCCCUGAAAUAUGUUAGUGUGAGUUAUUGACGACGGGUGGUUAGUAUUUGUCGGUCGCAGGGCAACAUGGAGGAGUUGGAGGAGAAAAUAGUUGUGGUGCGGAACAGACCUGAAAGUAGUAUGUAUCACACUGAUGCUAUGCCUCUGUGUGUGUGUCUGUGUGUGUCUGUAUGUGAGUGAGAGAGACACAGAAAAAAGACUGAUGCUUUGCCUCUGGUUAUCAGAGGAAGAGCCACUGGGUCAUGUUUGGAGAUAAACAGGAAAUACUUGACUGUGCACAGGAAGCUUUUUGAAGUGCUUCACUGUUGUUGUGCGCGUGUGUGCGACGAUGAUGAUGACGAGGAUUAAAUAUCUUUAAGCAACAGGAGCAAGGGAGAAAAAAAGCACAACAGACGAGUUCUCUCCCGUCGAGUUUUCAUUGCGAUAUUAGUCGUCCUCAUUUGACUGAAGUGUUUCUGAGUUCACUCUCUGCCACCGGUGUGUUUGUGCGUGUUUUUCCUUUUGAGACGUCGGCUCGUUCUCCAUGAAGUUUGGUGAAGUGAGAUAAAUAUUAUAAUGAACUAAAUAAAUUCCAUUCUUUCUAUGAAAGUAAAGCAUCUUGUGUGGAAGAACCACACUUCAUCCACUAUGACUGCUGUGGAAACCACGUUCCAGUAUAUUUGCUGAUCCUCACGUUCUCCUGUCUCCGAUGCCUUUGUUCUUUUAUCGUUUCUUUUGUGUGUGAUCUGUUUGCUUCGUUCUGUUUGGAGGUUAACGCUCGUUUCUUUUAAUGUGACUGACCAACAGAGAUACCUUAAGUGUACAUGCUGUGUUCGAUUUGUAAAGAGAUGUGGUUGAAAAUAUGUUUAAAAGAAGAGAAGGAAAGCUAAUACAGGCCUAUGGAAGCUAACAAAGUGUGGCUUGUGGUCAUAUUUGUAUUAAAUAAAGUUUCUAACUGAAUAACUGUU
This is a messenger RNA of Platichthys flesus (European flounder), 5853 nucleotides long. RefSeq names its product lipin 2 (gene lpin2). Lineage: Eukaryota; Metazoa; Chordata; Actinopteri; Pleuronectiformes; Pleuronectidae. Gene Ontology annotation, biological process: positive regulation of transcription by RNA polymerase II; cellular response to insulin stimulus; fatty acid catabolic process. Bases 283 to 3132 code for a protein of 949 amino acids. The record is from RefSeq and is a predicted model, not a curated record. The transcript has 20 exons. Gene Ontology annotation, cellular component: nucleus; endoplasmic reticulum membrane; cytosol. Gene Ontology annotation, molecular function: transcription coactivator activity; phosphatidate phosphatase activity.